AUGCGUAAGAGAGACACCGCUCAGUCCAAUCGAAGAGCAAUAGCCACCAACAGGACUAACACGCCCCUUCAUCGCGAGACAGCUCACCAACCAGGCCCUACACCGAAACCUAAAUACAUAUGCGAAUGCGCGAAUGCAGCAAAAAGAGUACAGACCCUCUGUUCCGUUCUAGCCAACAUACUAUCCCAUGACCCCAUCUGGAUAACGCACCCUCAAGAUCCGACCGAGCUCCCCCUCCGUCCUCCGAACCCACCCAUCGUAUUCCCGAACAAUGGUCCCCUAUCGCGCCUCGCACUCGCACGAGAAAAUUGCACCGAGGCGCCUGCCGUACCUGAAUCUCGGAGAUGGCAAGGAACCAAAUCCCGUUUUAGAAGUUUGACAAUCAAUUCUCGAUAUGAAUGCGGUGAGCAGCCUGGACCAAAACACCUCGUACUUUCUGCCAAGAUGCACUCUGGCCGCGAUUCUCAGUGUUGGUAUCGCUGGCGUGGGGGCCACCCGGUGCCUGAAGUGCAUUGCGCAUUGUAUCCGUACCACACUGCCAAAGCCCCCAACGUCACAUCCCGUACCCGUCCUGAGGCUCUCACCAACACCCUCACACACUCAGAUGUCAAACCCAUGGCCCUUUGCCUGGGCCCCAUUGAUGCCGCAGCCCUUCCCAAUGCUAUGCUUUCAAAGAGAAUAACGCUCCCUCAUGUCCCCAUAACCCAGAUCAUCAUGUUUCCUUAUGAUUUCCACCGUGCCAUGAGAACCGCCGCCCUCUCCCUCUUUUACGGGUAUCAUUCCGCCGCCAAUACCCAUGAACCCCCAGGGAGUGCUGACUGGCGGAACACUAACGAUGAACACGGCUGA
Messenger RNA from Colletotrichum lupini, 849 nucleotides. RefSeq lists its product as uncharacterized. NCBI's taxonomy places the organism in Eukaryota, Fungi, Ascomycota, Sordariomycetes, Glomerellales, Glomerellaceae. Bases 1 to 849 code for a protein of 282 amino acids. The record is from RefSeq and is a predicted model, not a curated record. The transcript is spliced from 5 exons.